This is a messenger RNA of Arabis nemorensis, 330 nucleotides long. The record is from the annotation of a GenBank genome assembly. Lineage: Eukaryota; Viridiplantae; Streptophyta; Magnoliopsida; Brassicales; Brassicaceae.
AUGGAAAAUAUGGGCAGGAUGAUCAGCUUGGAUGGUUCUAAUUAUCAUAUUUGGAAAGGCAAGAUGGAAUAUCUCCUUUAUGUGAAGGAGUUUCAUGUUCCAGUCUUCGAGGAGAAGAAACCUGAGGAUAAAACUGAAGAUCAGUGGAAGUUGCUACAUCGCCAAGUGUGUGGUUUGAUAAGGCAAUGGGUGGAUGAUAAUGUGAGGAAUCAUAUUGAAAAUGAGANUGAUGCUNGUUCUUUGUGGUUGAAGCUAGAGCAGNUGUUUGCUCGGAAGACCGGGAAUAAUAAGAUGUACAUGAUCAAUAAAUUGAUUGAGCUGAGGUACUAG